Echinostoma caproni is the source of this 363-nucleotide messenger RNA. The record is from the annotation of a GenBank genome assembly. NCBI's taxonomy places the organism in Eukaryota, Metazoa, Platyhelminthes, Trematoda, Plagiorchiida, Echinostomatidae.
AUGAAGAAGUUUGAUAACGAGGAUAAUGGUGGCGAUGACGAUGACGAUGAUAACGAUGAAGAUGACGAUGACGAUGAUGAUGAAGAUGAUGACGAUGAUGAUGAUGAUGAUGAAGAUGAUGAUGAUGAUAUGGAUGGUGAUGAUGACGAUGGUAUCCAUGACGAUGAUCCUGAUAACGAUGAUGAUGAUGAUGUAGAUGAUGAUGAUGAUGAUGAUGACGAUGAUGAGCAUGAAGAUGAUGAUGAAGAUGAUGACAAUGAUGAGGAUAAUGAAGAUUUUGACGAUGAUGACGACGAGGAUGAUAAAGAUGAUGAUGUUGAUGAUGAUGAUGAUGAUGAUGAUGAUGAUGAUGAUGAUGAUGAU